Recurvomyces mirabilis is the source of this 882-nucleotide messenger RNA. RefSeq lists its product as uncharacterized. The transcript has a single exon. Lineage: Eukaryota; Fungi; Ascomycota; Dothideomycetes; Mycosphaerellales; Teratosphaeriaceae. Gene Ontology annotation, cellular component: membrane; COG complex. Bases 1 to 882 code for a protein of 293 amino acids. Gene Ontology annotation, biological process: protein transport; Golgi organization; intra-Golgi vesicle-mediated transport. The record is from RefSeq and is a predicted model, not a curated record.
AUGUCCCAAUUCUACAUCCCCUCCAGCACCACGACCUCGACUCCAGCCUCCCGGCCCUCCUUCUCCGCCAACUCCGACGACGACGAAGACACCCUCCCCUACCCCGCCGAACUCCCACGCUCCGACUUCCUUGCCCAGGACUUCAAUCCCGAAACCUACCUCUCCUCCCUACGCAACCGGCAUCAAACCCUCGAAGACCUGCGCUCAGACCUCCGCUCUCGAAGCCAACUCCUGAACCGUGAGCUCCUGGACCUCGUGAACGGGAAUUAUGAGGAGUUCCUCUCCCUCGGCUCGGACUUACAAGGUGGAGAGGAGAAAUUCGAGGGUGUAAGGGUUGGGGUUUUGGGGUUUCAGAGGGAGGUGGAGGGUUUAGCGGGAUUGGUUGAGGAGAGGAGGGUAGAGGUUGAGAGGUUGCUGGUGGAGAAGAGGGAAGUGAGGAGGGAGGUUUUGGUUGGGAGGGCGCUGUUGGAGGUUGAGGCUGGAGUGGCGGAGUCAGAGGAGACGUUGGGAAUUGCGGAUGUGGAGCGAGAGGAGGAUGGGCAUGGGGAGGAGGAUGAGUUUGACGACGACUUUGACGAUGAUGAAGAUGAUGGUGUGGAGAAGACCGCUCUUCUUCCACCGCAACUUCGGCGGCUACAAAGACACACGGAGCAGUAUAUCCUACUCAUCCAAACGGUGGAGCACAUCGGUCCCAGACACCCUUUCUUGCAGGCACAAACUCCACGACUUGCCGAGUUGCGGAAAACGCUCUUGCUUGACUUAGCUGCUGCAAUGAGGCAAGCAAAGACGAACAAAGCUGCUGAAGAUUUGCUGGUUAUUGUCCAGCUUUACGGCGAUCUUGGGGCUGAGAGUGAUGGAGUGCGGGUGCUUAGAGGUGGCUGA